UCAGCUUCAAGCAAAAUGGAAAGUGGUAAUGGAAAUGGGACUUCAGUUCAUUCAUCUGGACUGAAUAUUGUCAAGCACAUCAAAACCUUCUCAUUAGUCAUCUACUGUGCAAUCAUUUUGGUUGGCACCGUAGGUAAUGGUCUGGUCAUCUAUGUGACAGGCUACAAAAUGAAGAAAACUGUCAACUCUGUUUGGUUUUUUAACCUGGCUCUGGCAGACUUCCUCUUUACAGCCUUCCUGAUUUUUACAGCUGUCUCUCUCUAUCAAGAUCACCACUGGCCCUUUGGAAACUUCAUGUGCAAGCUCAACAGCUUUGUGAGCGUAGUCAACAUGUUUGCCAGUGUCUUUUUUCUGACAGUCAUAAGUCUGGAUCGCUGCUUGUCCAUCUGGGUGGUGGUGUGGGCACAAAACAAGCGCACCAUCUUUAAAGCUCAAGUCAUGAGCGCUGUCAUCUGGUUGGCUGCAGGGAUCUGCAGCGCACCUUCUGCUUUCUUACGUACAGUGAAAGAAGAAGGCAAUAACACCUAUUGCACUUACAAUAUUACAGAGAAACAAAAAACGAGUCUGUACACAUUCCGCUUUUCUUUGGGCUUCCUCGUUCCAUUCGUUGUGAUACUCUUCUCUUACGUGGCUAUAGGUAUCCGUGCCAGGCGUCUUCAAAGGACAAGCAAACGGAGGUCUCAGCGAAUCAUUUUCGCCAUAAUUUUUGCAUUUUUUAUUUGCUGGUUUCCCUUCCAUGUUUUGAGCUUCAUAGAGUUAAAACCCUUAGAUUCUCUCAUGAGACUUGUUCAAAUUGGAGGUCCUCUUACUGUAUGUCUGGCCUUCAUGAACAGCUGCCUAAACCCCAUCCUCUAUGUCUUCAUGUGUGACGAGUUUCAGAAGAAGCUCAAGCAGUCCAUAUGGUUGGUUCUAGAAAAUGCCCUGGCAGAGGACCACCUGUCAUAUGUUGGAUCCUCCCGCUCCUUAUCAUCGUGGAUUCCAAGAAAGUCUGUUUCUACUACCCCUACUGGUGAGGAUGACGCUAAGACAUCCAUGACCUUAAUGGAAAAAAAACGGACCCACACAAGGAGUUCAGGGAGCACAGAGGAAUCAGCCUCAAAAUGACUGAAAGCGAGAGGUUGAAUGAACCGCACUGAAGAGCUCUGGACAAAGUUUUGAUUAAAAAAAAAACUGUAAAUUUGUGCAAAGACAAUGAAGGAAUCUAUUUGGAUUAAUGCUUGUUUGUCCUUACUUGUGUAAAAAAUGUGCAGGUGUUUUUGUCUGUGGUUACCUAGAAAUCUUGAUAUAUUUAACAGGAAGUCUGAUAAAAUCACAGAGACCCCUUCCCUCCAGAUUUAUUUAACAAAUGUAACUUGAAACCCUAUGUGGGUGUGCUGUGGCAUUUCAUUCUACAUAUUAAGCUUUCAAUGAAAUUACUGUAAAUACUGUGAAUCUUUGUAUGUAAUGACUCAUUUACUUCAAAAACAGAUUGGAUAUCUCUGGCUUUUUUUCCCACUCAUGUACCUGCAUAUUUAACAAUGACUGUAUUUCCAUGUUUCUCUGCUGCGUCGCUAAAGGUUUCAA
Messenger RNA from Cyprinodon variegatus (sheepshead minnow), 1563 nucleotides. RefSeq names its product C3a anaphylatoxin chemotactic receptor-like. Gene Ontology annotation, biological process: inflammatory response; complement receptor mediated signaling pathway; phospholipase C-activating G protein-coupled receptor signaling pathway. Bases 16 to 1104 code for a protein of 362 amino acids. The record is from RefSeq and is a predicted model, not a curated record. Lineage: Eukaryota; Metazoa; Chordata; Actinopteri; Cyprinodontiformes; Cyprinodontidae. Gene Ontology annotation, molecular function: complement receptor activity; G protein-coupled receptor activity. The transcript has 2 exons. Gene Ontology annotation, cellular component: plasma membrane.